This is a messenger RNA of Pogona vitticeps (central bearded dragon), 1113 nucleotides long. The record is from RefSeq and is a predicted model, not a curated record. NCBI's taxonomy places the organism in Eukaryota, Metazoa, Chordata, Lepidosauria, Squamata, Agamidae.
AUGCGUUACACCUCCUUUGAUGAGGCAGUUCACAUUGUGAGAAAUUGUGGGGCCGAGAUGGCGAAAUGUGAUAUAAAAUCAGCUAUUACACCUCCUUUGACGAGGCAGUUCACAUGGGCUCAUACAGAUAUUCAUUACCUCCCCAUGAAAAAUCAAACCACAAUCACAGAAUUUAUUCUUUUGGGACUCUCAGAAAAUCGGACCAUGAUCACAGAAUUUAUGCUUUUGGGACUUUCAAGUGAUCCACAAGCACAGGUUCUUCUCUUCUUUGUGUUCUUAAUAAUAUAUGCCACAACGUUCAUUGGAAACUUUGUCAUCAUUUCUGUAGUCAAGAAUGAACCAAGCCUACAAGCACCCAUGUUCUUCUUUCUCAGUCAUCUGGCCCUUGUUGACAUCUGCUACUCCUCCGUCACUGUCCCAAAGAUGCUGGAAACACUUGUAAGUAAGAAGAAAUCCAUUUCCCUGGUGGGUUGCAUUACACAGAUUUUUUUCUUUAUACAUUUCGCUUGUACUGAUAUUUUUCUGCUCUCAGCCAUGGCCUAUGACAGAUAUGUCGCUAUCUGUGACCCACUCCAUUAUUCAAUAGUCAUGACCAAACCAGUGUGCUGGAAACUGGUGGGUGGAGCCUGGGUUACUGGCUUCGUUGAUGCAACGCUCAAUGCAAUGCCUUUCGUAGGUUUGAACUUCUGUGGGAAUGAUCUAAUUAGUCACUACACCUGUGAAAUAUCUGCAGUUCUGAGUUUAUCUUGCAAGGAAACUUCCAUCAAUUAUAGGCUGGCAUUUGCUACUUGUUUUCUCUUUGGUUUCAGUUCCUUCCUCCUCAUCCUGAUCUCUUACAUUUAUAUUAUUCCAACCAUAAUCAAGAUUCAGUCCACAAAAGGCAGGAAUAAAGCCUUCUCCACCUGCACUUCCCAUCUCAUCGUGGUCUGCAUGUUUUAUCUUUCGGCUUUUUCCAGAUACUUGCAGCCACAUUCUGAGUCCUUCACAGACCUUGACAAAGUAAUCUCUAUCCAAUACUUAAUUUUAACUCCUAUGUUCAAUCCAAUCAUAUACAGUCUGAAAAACAAAGAAUUGAAAAAUCUUCUAUGGAAAAUGUUUGGGAAACAUGAGUAA